Messenger RNA from Bursaphelenchus xylophilus (pine wood nematode), 270 nucleotides. The record is from the annotation of a GenBank genome assembly. Lineage: Eukaryota; Metazoa; Nematoda; Chromadorea; Rhabditida; Aphelenchoididae.
AUGUUCGCUGCGCAAACGCAAAGACCUUGGGCUCGCCAUUACCAUUCGUCGGCUUUUUGGGAUUUCAAUUCGAAUGCGAAGGGGGGAUCGCGGCUUGCAUUCCCAUCAAAACACAUCGUCUCCAACGGCCUCCAAAGGAAGCGGGAGAAAAGGACGUUGAUGUGCGCGAAACCCGACAAACAAUGCCCAGUUACCCUGCGGUUUUUCCUCUCGCUCUCCCUUCUCAUCUCUUCCAUUGAUGACCCGAGUCAUGAGGUUAGCGAUGAUUGA